Molecule: messenger RNA, 2828 nt
Organism: Gloeophyllum trabeum ATCC 11539
Lineage: Eukaryota; Fungi; Basidiomycota; Agaricomycetes; Gloeophyllales; Gloeophyllaceae
Product: Sec34-domain-containing protein
Exons: 11
Coding region: 142-2718 (858 amino acids)
Biological process (GO): intra-Golgi vesicle-mediated transport; Golgi organization; intracellular protein transport
Cellular component (GO): COG complex; cis-Golgi network; membrane
Source: RefSeq, a predicted model, not a curated record
CCUUUGCCUGUCGCUUGCCUCCAGCACGCUCGCGGACGGGAACGCUUGCGUUGCUCUAAUGACCACAUAAUCCGAUAUCCCUCACAAGCCUUCUACCAAGUCGGAGCUUGAGUAUACUUCACAGUUAUUUCUACACGUUUAAUGACGUCCAGACCAUCCGCCAUCCGGCGCACCGCGACGCCAACGGUCAACGCGCCCUCCCCGCAUCCCAAACCGACGAUCACACUCGAGGAAUGGGAGGCCAAAGCGCCGCUGGGCGAGCUCGAGCUCAAGAGCGUCAACGCCGUAAAAGCUGCGUGCGAGCGUGUGCCGCUCCCGCUCAAGUUCAGCAUCGACGACGCCCCCUCCCGCCCAUCCACGCCCACAUCUGCCCUCCGUAAUCUCAAACCGCGCGCCGCGUCCUCCUCGCGCCCGCCCACCCCGCGCCCCGCCCACGCCGCCACGUCCUCCCUCCUCCCGCACGCGCCCAUCACGACGCCCCAGCAGUUUUACGACUGGUUCGCGCUCGUCGACCGCUCCGUCGCGCACGCACAGGAGGCGCACUUCCGCGCGCACCUCGCACAGCUGGGCGAGCAUCUGCAGACGUGCGACAGGCUGCUGGCGCGGGUGGGCGAGGUGGAGGAUGAGGUGGAGGGUAUGCUGGGUGAGUGGAGGAGCGUGGAGGAGGGCGGGCGGAGUUUGAAGGAGGCGUGUGAGCGGCUGUUGGAGGACCGGGAUCGGUUGAUUGAGGUCACGGAGGCGAUCGGCGAGCGCCUUGAGUACUUUCAGGAGCUCGAGCACGCGACGCGGAUGCUGAACCACCCCGGGGAGAGCCUCGUCCUCCAGACCGACUUCCUGUACAUGGUCGAGCGCGUGGAUAUCUGCAUCGAGUACCUCCGCCAGCACAGACACUUCAAAGAAGCGGAGAUCUACCUCCUGCGCUUCCAGCAGUGCCUCACGCGCGCGAUGACGCUCAUCCGCAUGUACUUCGUCGGCUCACUCAAGGCGCUCACGGCGGACAUCACCAAGCGCAUAUCCUCCCAGGACGUAUCCACAACAGCCCAAACCCACCUCCUCUACACCCGCUUCCGCUCGCUCUCCCCGCACCUGCGUCCCCUCCUGGGGGAGCUCGAGCGCCGCGCCCGCGCGCACCCCGCCGAGCUCUCCGCCUUGCUGGGCGAAUGUCAUCAGGCGUACUUUGGCGCGCGCAGGGGGUUGCUGGUGCCGAGGAUGGUGGAGGAGAUGAAGGGACUGGAUCCGGGGCGGACGGAGCUCGUGGAGUUGACGAGGGCGGGGUGCAGCUACCUCAAGCAGCUGUGCAUCGACGAAUUCGAGCUCUUCCGCGCAUUUUUCAACUCGGGGGAGGACCAGCUCUACGCGUACCUCGAGAACCUGUGCGACUAUCUCUACGACGACCUCCGCCCGCGCAUCCUGCACGAGCCGCGCCUCACGGUGCUCUGCGAGGUGUGCACGGUGCUGCAGGCGCUCAUGGUCCUCGACGUGCCCUCCCUCCCUUCCUCCCCCUCCUCCCUUUCCCAUCCCGAUUCCCCCUCCUCCGCAUAUAACUCUGACUCCGACUCCGAUGAUAACGAGGAGGGACAGCUGACCUUCGGCACCCCAGGCGAACGGAGAAGAAGGAAAGGGCUCGGGAGACUGCAUAUUGCCUACUUGCUGCAGAUGGUCCUGCAGGACGCGCAGACGAGGUUGUUUUUCAAGGCGCAGAGCGUUAUUCAGAGCGAGGUGAGGUAUUAUGUGCCGAAGCCCGAGGAUCUGGCGUGGCCGGAUCGGCUGUUGGGACCGAGGAACGGCGCGGGCAGCGGGAAUGAAAUCACAGUGAGGGAGAAGGAGAGCGUGAGCGAGCUGUUCAGCCAGGUGGCGGGUGUCCAGAGGAGGGAGACGUGGUACCCGACGGUGCAGAAGACGGCGUGGGUGCUCUCGCAGCUGCAUAAUUUCGUCAAGCCUGCGAUAUUCGAAGACAUCGCGCAGGAAGCCAUUGGGUUGUGCCGCCAGUCCCUCGUCUCCGCGUCCGAGCUGAUCAAAGCGCGGAACAACGCGCCCCCGGGCCCGCUGGACGCGCAGCUCUUCCUUGUGCGGCACUUGCUCAUUCUCAAGGAGAUGACGGUGAGCCUCGAUUUGAGGGGCAAGGAUUUGGGGGUUGGGGGUAGUUCGGGCGGCGGCGGAGAUUAUAUCGGAGACGCGUUUGCGAGCGUGGUGAAUAGGACGUCGAGUCUGUUGCCUGCCAGCUUGUUCGCGAGCCUCGGGCUGCCCCAAGCGGAUCAGGGCAUGACCGACGCGCGGCAGGGAAUCGACGCCGACCUGAAGAAGGCGUGCGAAGAAGUCAUCAGCCUCCUCUCCGAUCCCAUCGCCGCCUCGUUCCAGAGAUUCGUCGCGCAAGUGCGCGCGUACUCCGCCGCGCGCAAGGUGCAGUCCAACGCGCCUCCGAGCCCGUCCGCCACGAUACCAACGGAGCAGGCCGCCGCCGAGAUCCAGCGCGAGUUCCACCUCGCGUGUCACCGUGAUUUCCGGGCGGGCGUCGCGAGGAUGAGGUUGUACCUGGAGGACGAUAAGACGGUGGAGGUGCUGGUGGGGCAUGCGACGGAUAGGAUCGUGGAUGCGUAUGCGGAGUUCAGGGAUAUGGUCUGGGGGCUGUAUGCGGGUGCGUUAAGGGGCGAGGUAAUGGGCGCGGAGAGUGUGCGGGAGAUGUUGAGGGAGAUCGCGAGUGGCGGAGAGCAAAAAUGAUGUGCCGUUUCCGUACUGUUCAUUUUUUAUUUGUGUCUGGCAGAUGGUAUAAGUAUUGAUGCGCUGAUGAUUGCCAAAUGGUCGACAGGCGUGAAGGCAUUGCUAGAACG